AUGAGGCCUGUGGGGGCAUGUGGGGGCGUUUUGGGGAGUGUGGGUGCGUGUGGAGGCCUGUGGGGGUGUGUGAAGGCCAGUGAGGGCGUGUGGAGGCCUGUGGGGGCGUGUGGAGGGCGUGUGGGGGGCGUGUGGGGGGCGUGUGCAGGCCUGUGGGGGCGUGUGGAAGCCUGUGGGGGCGUGUGGAUGCCUGUAGGGGCGUGUGGGGGCGUGUGGGGGCCUGUAGAUGCGUGUGGAGGCGUGUGGGGGCGUGUGGAGGUGUGUGGAGGUGUGUGGAAGCGUGUGGGGGCGUGUGAAGGCGUGAGGGGGGUGUGGAUGCCUGUGGAGGCGUGUGGAGGCAUGUGGGGGCGUGUGGAGGCGUGUGGAGGCAUGUUAGGCCGUGUGGAGGCGUGUGGAGGCCUGUGGGAGCGUGUGGAGGCGUGUGGAGGCGUGUGGAGGCAUGUGGGGGCGUGUGGAAACGUGUGGAGGCCUGUGGGGCGUGUGGAGGCGUGUGGAGGCGUGUGGGGACGUGUGGAGGCGUGUGGAAUCGUGUGGAGGCCUAAAGCAACCUACCCCAUUGGUGGAGCAGACCCCAUUGGUGGAGCAGACCCCAUUGGUGGAGCACACCCCAUUGGUGGAGCAGACCCCAUUGGUGGAGCAGACCUCAUUGGUGGAGCAGACCCCAUUGGUGGAGCAGACCCCAUUGGUGGAGCAGACCCCAUUGGUGGAGCAGACCCCAUUGGUGGAGCAGACCUCAUUGGUGGAGCAGACCCCAUUGGUGGAGCAGACCCCAUUGGUGGAGCAGACCCCAUUGGUGGAGCAGACCCCAUUGGUGGAGCAGACCCCAUUGGUGGAGCAGACCCCAUUGGUGGAGCAGACCCCAUUGGUGGAGCAGACCCCAUUGGUGGAGCAGACCUCAUUGGUGGAGCAGACCCCAUUGGUGGAGCAGACCCCAUUGGUGGAGCAGACCCCAUUGGUGGAGCAGACCUCAUUGGUGGAGCAGACCCCAUUGGCGGAGCAGACCCCAUUGGUGGAGCAGAUCCCAUUGGUGGAGCAGACCCCAUUGGUGGAGCAGACCCCAUUGACCCCAUUGGUGGAGCAGACCCCGUUGGUGGAGCAGACCCCAUUGGUGGAGCAGACCCCAUUGGUGGAGCAGACCCCAUUGGUGGAGCAGACCUCAUUGGUGGAGCAGACCCCAUUGGUGGAGCAGACCCCAUUGGUGGAGCAGACCCCAUUGGUGGAGCAGACCUCAUUGGUGGAGCAGACCCCAUUGGUGGAGCAGAUCCCAUUGGCGGAGCAGACCCCAUUGGUGGAGCAGACCCCAUUGGUGGAGCAGACCCCAUUGGUGGAGCAGACCCCAUUGGCGGAGCAGACCCCAUUGGUGGAGCAGACCCCAUUGGUGGAGCAGACCCCAUUGGUGGAGCAGACCCCAUUGGUGGAGCAGACCCCAUUGGUGGAGCAGACAUCAUUGGUGGAGCAGACCCCAUUGGCGGAGCAGACCCCAUUGGUGGAGCAGACCCCAUUGGUGGAGCAGACCCCAUUGGUGGAGCAGACCCCAUUGGCGGAGCAGACCCCAUUGGUGGAGCAGACCCCAUUGGUGGAGCAGACCCCAUUGGUGGAGCAGACCCCAUUGGCGGAGCAGACCCCAUUGGUGGAGCAGACCCCAUUGGUGGAGGAGACCCCAUUGGCGGAGCAGACCCCAUUGGCGGAGCAGACCCCAUUGGUGGAGCAGACCCCAUUGUGGAUGAUGACGUUUUUAUUCAGGUUAUGAGAACAUAA
Messenger RNA from Procambarus clarkii (red swamp crayfish), 1758 nucleotides. The record is from RefSeq and is a predicted model, not a curated record. NCBI's taxonomy places the organism in Eukaryota, Metazoa, Arthropoda, Malacostraca, Decapoda, Cambaridae.